CUUGUUCAUCAUCUCUCAAAUCCCUCACAGAUCAGAUUUUAAAAAAAUAUAUAUAUCUGAGUCUCAGUGUUCUCCCCUGUUCUCUCAAUCUCUUAUAUGGUGGUAGAGUUCUUGUUAGGGUAUUAAGGCAAAUCGAUUUCGUGACACUGGAUUCCGACAAAGAUAUGGUCUACUCAAGACUACAGGCUGAUGGAUGGAAAGUGGGGAUGAUCAGUUUACUGGCGAGAACCCGAAACAAGUUCAUCCGACGACGACGAGUAGAGUUUCUCGGGUGUGUUUAUAGUUUAUACAAAGCUCAAGAUCUUUAACAUGACCGAUUACAAAGAAAGUUUUGUAUCUUUAGCGAUGGUGAAUAAGGAGCAGUACGACGACCGCCACCGGUUGAGAGAUGUCAGGCUACCCUCCGACGAGUCAAGGCUACGGUUACGGUUACGGCGGCGGUAAUCAACCGCCACCACCUUACUCCUCCGGCGGAGGAAACAAUCCGCCGUACGCCGUGCCCUACGGCGCACCUAAGCCGCCGUCCUCAUCCGCGCCGCCUUCUGCUCCGUCCUACGGCGCGCCGCCUCCGUCUGCACCGUACGCGCCGCCGUCUGCUCCACCUUACGCGCCUGCUUCGUCAGGGGACUACAAGCCGCCAAAGGAGAAGCCUUACGGAGGUUACGGAGCUGCUCCGCCGCCGCAUGAAUCUUCCGGUUACGGCGCCGCGCCACGUCCCGGUUACGGACCUCCGCCGAAGCACGGACCUUCAGAUUACGGGAGCUACGGUGCUGCGCCUCCACGUCCGGCGCAGUGUAGUUACGGAGCUGCUCCGCCGCAAGGGGUUUCUGAAUACGGUGGUUACGGAGCUGUUCCACCGCCUCGUCCGGCGUAUUCAGGGCACGGUGGAGUAUACGGAGGCUAUACUCCUCCUCAGGGAUCUUAUGGAAGCCCCUUCGCUUCUCUGAUUCCUUCUGGUUUUGCUCCGGGGACGGAUCCGAACAUAGUGGCUUGCUUCCAAGCUGCGGAUCAGGACGGAAGUGGGUUCAUCGAUGACAAGGAGCUUCAAGGGGCUCUCUCCUCGUGUCAACAGAGAUUCAGCAUGAGAACGGUUCAUCUUCUUAUGUAUCUGUUCACCAACACCAAUGCCAUGAAGAUCGGACCUAAGGAGUUUACUGCACUUUUCUACAGUCUUCAGAACUGGAGGUCUAUCUUUGAGAGGUCUGAUAAGGAUAGGAGCGGAAGGAUAGAUGUGAGUGAGCUGAGAGAUGCGCUUCUGAGCCUUGGUUUCUCAGUUUCUCCUGUGAUUUUGGAUCUUCUUGUUUCUAAAUUUGACAAAAGUGGAGGCAAGAAUAGGGCCAUUGAGUAUGAUAAUUUCAUUGAGUGCUGUCUCACUGUUAAGGGACUGACAGAGAAGUUCAAGGAGAAGGACACAGGAUACUCAGGGUCAGCUACUUUCACUUACGAAUCCUUCAUGCUCACUGUCCUCCCCUUCCUCAUCGCUUAAGGUUUUACUACAAGUAACCUGUUUGCUCAUUUCCAGCUUCUCUUUGUUUUUUAAUAGUUGUAAUGUUCGUCGCCGUGUGAAUGCUAUUGUUACACAUGGUGUUUUUUCUGGUUUAAUUGAAAGUCCAGAGUUUAAAGCAAAUGUAAAGAUAUUGUGCUAUAUCAAAAAAAAUAUUGUGCUAUAAAAGAACCAAACAACUUAUCUAAGUUGAUUUUCUUA
Messenger RNA from Brassica oleracea var. oleracea, 1705 nucleotides. RefSeq names its product probable calcium-binding protein CML50. The record is from RefSeq and is a predicted model, not a curated record. Gene Ontology annotation, molecular function: calcium ion binding. Lineage: Eukaryota; Viridiplantae; Streptophyta; Magnoliopsida; Brassicales; Brassicaceae. The transcript is spliced from 8 exons. The coding region runs from base 389 to 1486 and encodes 365 amino acids.